AUGAAGGUGGCCCCCGCCGCAGCCCCCGGCCCCUCGGCCGGCCCCGGCUGCGUGCUGAAGGGCGUGCGCCUGGGCGGCGGGGCGGGCGAGCCGCUGCCGCGCUGCGUGUCGGAGCAGAGCGUGUCGCUGUCGCGGGCGGGCAGCCCGCCGCCCCCGCGGGGCUUGCCGCUGGGCCCGGAGCAGGCGGCCGCCGCCGCCUCGCUGCUGAUGGACAUGAAGGGCUGCUACUCGCGGCUGGCCGCCCUGGUGCCCACCCUGCCCCGCCACCGGCGCGUCUCCAAGGUGGAGAUCCUCCAGCACGUCAUCGACUACAUCUGGGACCUGCAGCUGGAGCUGCAGCACCCGCUGGGCGCCGCGCCCGCCCCGCCCAGGGGCGGCCCGGAGGCGGCCGGAGCCGGGCCCGAGGCUGCCUGUGUGAACCCUGAUGACCGAAUCCUGUGUCGCUAA
Molecule: messenger RNA, 447 nt
Organism: Euleptes europaea (tarantolino)
Lineage: Eukaryota; Metazoa; Chordata; Lepidosauria; Squamata; Sphaerodactylidae
Gene: ID1
Product: inhibitor of DNA binding 1
Exons: 2
Coding region: 1-447 (148 amino acids)
Biological process (GO): circadian regulation of gene expression; negative regulation of transcription by RNA polymerase II; cell differentiation
Cellular component (GO): cytoplasm; nucleus
Molecular function (GO): protein dimerization activity; transcription regulator activity
Source: RefSeq, a predicted model, not a curated record